Rhizophagus irregularis DAOM 181602=DAOM 197198 is the source of this 387-nucleotide messenger RNA. Lineage: Eukaryota; Fungi; Glomeromycota; Glomeromycetes; Glomerales; Glomeraceae. The record is from RefSeq and is a predicted model, not a curated record.
AUGCCAAUAACUCAAAUUACAGAAAUGAUAGUAUAUACAAGUUCAUUAAUAAUAAAAGAAUUGAAAAAAAUUAUUCAAGAAACAUUUACUUUUGUAAAUGCUUUUAUUAAUGCUAGAUUUGCUAAAGAUAAAUUAAUCUUAAUAGAGGAUGAAGUUGAUCUUAAAUUGUUGCAUAUUGAUAAAUAUUUAUACUCUAGUGAAGAUCAUAUUCAAGCCAGUGCUCUUUUUGGCAUUAGGCUUAUAAAUACUGGAGUUCGUAAUGAGAAUGAUCCAGCUUUUGCUUUACUUUCAGAAAAUAAAGAAUUUUAUAUUAAGUCCAUUAAUAAUGAAAGAAUUGAAAAAAAUUAUUCAAAAAAGCAAGAUCAUAAAAAAGAUGAUCAAAAAUGA